Molecule: messenger RNA, 1131 nt
Organism: Bacidia gigantensis
Lineage: Eukaryota; Fungi; Ascomycota; Lecanoromycetes; Lecanorales; Ramalinaceae
Gene: FDH1
Product: formate dehydrogenase (NAD+)
Exons: 5
Coding region: 1-1131 (376 amino acids)
Biological process (GO): formaldehyde catabolic process
Cellular component (GO): cytosol
Molecular function (GO): zinc ion binding; S-(hydroxymethyl)glutathione dehydrogenase [NAD(P)+] activity
Source: RefSeq, a predicted model, not a curated record
AUGGCUGAGACUACCGGAAAAGCUGCUAUCGCCUGGGAAGCGGGCAAAGACCUGUCGAUCGAAGACAUAGAGGUCGCACCACCGAAAGCCCACGAAGUUCGGAUUGAGAUCUAUUAUACUGGUGUCUGUCACACUGACGCAUACACACUCUCCGGCAAAGACCCCGAAGGCGCUUUUCCAAUCGUGCUCGGCCAUGAAGGCGCUGGGAUCGUCGAAUCGGUGGGCGAGGGUGUAGAGAACGUCAAGGUUGGUGAUAAUGUUGUUGCGCUUUAUACCCCAGAAUGUCGCGAGUGCAAGUUCUGCAAGUCUGGAAAGACGAAUCUCUGCGGCAAGAUUCGCGCCACUCAGGGUAAGGGUGUCAUGCCAGAUGGGACCUCGCGCUUCAAAUGCAAGGGCAAGGAUCUGCUGCACUUCAUGGGAACGUCCACCUUUUCACAAUACACUGUCGUCGCCGACAUCUCUGUUGUAGCCAUCACCUCUAAGGCGCCUAUGGACCGCACAUGUCUCCUGGGUUGCGGUAUCACCACCGGUUACGGCGCUGCAGUCGUGACCGCGAAUGUGGAGAAAGGGUCCAAUGUUGCCGUCUUUGGCGCAGGAUGUGUGGGCUUGAGUGUCAUCCAAGGCGCAGUACAGAAGGGCGCAGAGAAGAUCAUCGUGGUAGACGUGAAUGAUAGUAAAGAAGAAUGGGGAAAGAAGUUUGGGGGAACGGAAUUCAUCAAUCCAACGAAGCUUGGAGGCGUCAGCAUCCAGGAAAAGUUGCAGGAGGUCACGGAUGGCGGGUGCGAUUAUACCUUUGAUUGUACGGGGAAUGUGGGUGUCAUGAGAGCGGCGCUCGAAGCUUGUCAUAAGGGUUGGGGACAGAGCAUCAUCAUUGGCGUUGCGGCAGCGGGGCAGGAAAUCAGCACGAGACCUUUCCAAUUAGUGACUGGACGAGUCUGGAAAGGAUGUGCUUUUGGGGGCAUCAAAGGACGCACUCAAUUACCGGAUCUGGUCGAUGACUAUCUUAAUGGAAAGUUGAAGGUCGAUGAGUUCAUCACGCAUAGACAGCCAUUGGGCGGCAUCAAUACUGCAUUCCAGGAUAUGAAGUCGGGCGAUUGUAUUAGGUGUGUGGUUGAUAUGAGGAAAGUAUAA